CCGCGAUGGCGGAGGACAGCGAGUCUGCAGCCAGCCAGCAGAGCCUGGAGCUGGACGACCAGGACACGUGCGGCAUAGACGGGGACAAUGAAGAGGAGACGGAGCAUGCUAAAGGGAGUCCCGGAGGGGAUUUGGGAGCCAAAAAGAAGAAGAAAAAACAGAAGAGGAAAAAAGAGAAACCCAACUCUGGAGGCACCAAGUCCGACUCGGCGUCUGACUCCCAGGAGAUUAAAAUUCAGCCACCGUCAAAAAAUGCCACCAUUCCCAUGCAGAAGCUGCAGGACAUCCAGAGAGCCAUGGAGCUGCUGUCCGCCUGCCAGGGCCCGACCAGGAGCAUUGAUGAGGCUGCAAAACACAGAUACCAGUUUUGGGACACACAGCCAGUGCCCAAACUAAAUGAAGUUAUAACGUCCCACGGUGCCAUCGAACCAGACAAAGACAACAUUCGUCAGGAGCCAUAUUCCCUGCCGCAGGGUUUCAUGUGGGACACCUUAGACUUGAAUAAUGCUGACGUGCUCAAGGAGCUGUACACGUUGCUAAAUGAGAAUUACGUGGAAGAUGAUGACAACAUGUUCCGAUUUGACUACUCCCCGGAGUUCCUGUUGUGGGCUCUGUGCCCCCCCGGCUGGCUCCUUCAGUGGCACUGCGGGGUCCGAGUGUCUUCCAAUAAGAAGCUAGUGGGAUUCAUAAGUGCCAUCCCAGCAAACAUCCGCAUUUAUGACAGUGUGAAGAAGAUGGUAGAAAUCAACUUUCUUUGUGUUCACAAGAAGCUAAGAUCCAAACGAGUGGCCCCCGUGUUAAUUCGGGAAAUAACCAGAAGGGUGAACUUGGAGGGAAUCUUUCAGGCCGUGUAUACCGCUGGUGUGGUUCUCCCUAAGCCAGUGGCCACAUGCAGAUACUGGCAUCGAUCCCUAAACCCCAGAAAAUUGGUAGAAGUGAAAUUUUCUCACUUAAGCAGAAAUAUGACUUUACAGAGAACAAUGAAGCUCUACAGACUUCCAGAUGUUACAAAGACUUCAGGUUUGAGACCAAUGGAACCAAAAGAUGUUAAAGCCGUCCGAGAAUUAAUCAACAGUUACCUAAAGCAGUUUCAUCUAGCCCCGGUGAUGGACGAAGAGGAAGUAGCCCACUGGUUUCUCCCUCGGGAGCACAUUAUCGACACUUUCGUAGUGGAGAACGCCAGCGGCCGGCUGACGGAUUUCCUGAGCUUUUACACACUCCCGUCUACAGUCAUGCAGCACCCUGCUCACAAGAGCCUCAAAGCUGCCUACUCCUUCUACAACAUUCACACCGAGACCCCUCUGCUGGACCUCAUGAACGACGCACUCAUCAUUGCGAAACUGAAAGGAUUUGAUGUAUUCAAUGCACUCGAUUUGAUGGAAAAUAAAACAUUCUUGGAGAAACUCAAGUUUGGCAUAGGAGAUGGCAAUUUACAGUAUUACUUAUACAACUGGAGGUGUCCAGGAACUGAGUCUGAAAAGGUUGGACUUGUACUACAAUAAAAGGAUGCUUUUCAUUCUAAAUCUCGGCCAUCAUCAUUUCUUAAUAUUCCAUUAAUGAUUCCUGAACUGCCACUCCAAAGAAUAAAAGCACAAGUGAAAU
Messenger RNA from Ochotona curzoniae (black-lipped pika), 1602 nucleotides. It is a transcript of the gene NMT2, whose product is annotated as N-myristoyltransferase 2. Gene Ontology annotation, cellular component: cytoplasm. The transcript has 12 exons. Gene Ontology annotation, molecular function: glycylpeptide N-tetradecanoyltransferase activity. The record is from RefSeq and is a predicted model, not a curated record. Lineage: Eukaryota; Metazoa; Chordata; Mammalia; Lagomorpha; Ochotonidae. Bases 6 to 1502 code for a protein of 498 amino acids. Gene Ontology annotation, biological process: N-terminal peptidyl-glycine N-myristoylation.